This is a messenger RNA of Chironomus riparius, 430 nucleotides long. The record is from the annotation of a GenBank genome assembly. Lineage: Eukaryota; Metazoa; Arthropoda; Insecta; Diptera; Chironomidae.
UUGAGAAAAAGUUUCGAAUUCAAGAAUUAAAAAAUGAAAUUUUUCUGUGCAGUUUUUAUAAUUUCUUGUGUUCUCACUUCUGGUGUUUUCGGAGGUGGUGCAUCGUGCUCUGAAUUAAUCGAUUUUGCAAGAACAUUGUCAGCUAAUAUUAGAAGCGUAUACAUAAACCUUGCUAACGACAACAGAAGCAAGCCUGCAAACGAGAAAAUUGCUUUGUUUCAGGCACAAACUUCAGCUUUUUUGGACUCUUCAGAUUUGAGUUCUGAAGAUGCAAAUAUAUUGAGAAUGAUUGAAGCUGGAGGAGAUAUUGCAGCUGAUUGUGUUAAUGAUUAUUUUUAUGGAUGAAUUGUGACUUUAAGAGCAUUAAUUGUGAAUAGAAGAAUUAAAAAAACAUUUGUUUUUGUUGUAAAAACGAAAAUAAAAUAAAACU